AUGGAGGAGAAGAUGGCGCUGGGGAAGAACAGCAGAUACAGGGCUACACCUGGCCCUACUCCGAGAAGGUCGACGACUCUUCGAGUCACGAGAACUCUUCCUUCCUGGAAAAAGACUAUGCAAUCAUACCAUGCAAAUGCAUUGACUACAGGCAAAAGAAUAUUGUCCCUAAUUGCUUUGAGUUUGGACCUUGACGCUGAAUUCUUUCACAAGAACGGUGCAUUUGAACCCCCUUCAGCAUUUAUUCGAUUAUUACACUAUGCAGGUGACGUAAAUGGUCCAGACAACAAAGACAUUGUUGGUGCAGCAGCGCACUCGGAUUAUGGAAUGCUAACCCUUUUAGCAACAGAUGGAACACCUGGCUUGCAGGCAUAG
Molecule: messenger RNA, 375 nt
Organism: Miscanthus lutarioriparius
Lineage: Eukaryota; Viridiplantae; Streptophyta; Magnoliopsida; Poales; Poaceae
Source: the annotation of a GenBank genome assembly